Loxodonta africana (African savanna elephant) is the source of this 2712-nucleotide messenger RNA. It is a transcript of the gene MOSPD1, whose product is annotated as motile sperm domain containing 1. Lineage: Eukaryota; Metazoa; Chordata; Mammalia; Proboscidea; Elephantidae. Bases 351 to 992 code for a protein of 213 amino acids. The transcript is spliced from 7 exons. Gene Ontology annotation, cellular component: cytoplasm. The record is from RefSeq and is a predicted model, not a curated record.
AGGGCGGAGAGCGGUGGCAUUUGAGUCCUCCGGUAUCCCAGCAGGCAGUGCAGCCUAGAGACGCUGACAAAGGACCGGAGGAGCAGUCGUAGCUGCUUUCCGAGGAGCCGGUGUUGCUGAGGAAAUUGAAGAUCACCUCAGCUAAAUCCUGCCUUCAAAAAAUUACAAGUACCGUGAACACUACCUGACUGUGAGAGCAUUGUACAAGAUCUGAUUCUUAUACUCAUUCCAACUUGUUGCUGAAUUUAAAUUGCCAAAAUGCUUUGGAGUUUUUAACUGAAGCUAAGACAAGUCUGGAAUAGAAUUGAGACUGUAAGAACAGAAGCUGCAGCAAGGGGGGUUCAGUGCCAAUGCAUCAACCAAAAAGACAAGCAGAAUUAGUGGAAGGAAAUCUUCCUGUUUUUGUGUUUCCCACGGAGCUGAUAUUUUAUGCAGAUGAUCAGUCAACACACAAGCAAGUGUUGACUCUAUACAAUCCCUAUGAGUUUGCCUUAAAGUUCAAAGUUUUGUGUACUACUCCAAAUAAGUAUGUUGUCGUUGACGCUGCAGGUGCAGUAAAGCCUCAGUGUUGUGUGGAUAUUGUGAUUCGUCAUAGAGAUGUUCGAUCCUGUCACUAUGGUGUAAUAGACAAAUUCCGUCUCCAAGUUUCCGAGCAAAGCCAGAGGAAGGCUUUAGGAAGGAAAGAGGUUGUUGCUACUCUUCUCCCAUCUGCAAAAGAACAACAAAAGGAAGAAGAGGAAAAAAGAAUAAAGGAACAUUUAACAGAAAGUUUAUUUUUUGAGCAGUCGUGUCAACCAGAAAACAGAACUGUUUCCUCAGGCCCUAGUUUACUAACUGUCUUCCUGGGAGUGGUGUGCAUUGCAGCCCUGAUGCUUCCUACACUGGGGGAUGUGGAAUCGCUGGUGCCUCUCUACCUCCACUUAAGUGUGAAUCAGAAAUUAGUGGCUGCUUACAUUUUAGGUCUUAUCACAAUGGCCAUACUUAGGACAUGAACAAGGAUUUUAGUUGAUUUCUGAAGUAAUUUUAUCUUCCAAACAUCAUGAAUGUGGACUACCUUUUAUGUCUAUUUCACUUCAUUAACAUGCUACAAACUAUUGAAUGAUUUAACAUAAUUACAAAUGUGUAAUAUGUAUUUUAAAUUACUCUUAUUAUUUUAUUUGAAGAAUUCCAGCACAUUAUGUUACAGACAUAUGAAACUAUUGGAAGAAAUUCUUCUGAUAUCUAUACCUAGUGUACAAAAGACUUUAAUUCAGACACUUGUUAUUUUAUCUUUUUCUAGUUCACUUUGAUUAAGAUCACGUGUCCUUCAAAGCUAAAGGCUGAAAAGAGCAAACUGACCUGCCUGAAAAUAAAAGGAUGUUGAUUUCCUACUUACAAGCAUUAAUAUUACUAUGUAAAUUAUACCUUGUCCUGUAUCAUUAAAGGAGCCCUGGUGGCACAAUGGUUAAAGCGUACAGCUGCUAACCAAAAGGUCGGCGGUUCGAACCCACCAGUUGCUCUGCAGGAGAAAGACGUGGCAGUCUACUUCCAUAGAUUUCAGCAUUGGAAACCCUACGGGGCGGUUCUACUCUAUCCUGUAGGGUCACUGUGAAUUGGAAUCGACUCGAUGGCAACGGCUUUGGUUUGGUUUUCUCUUACCAUUAUAAACAGUUGCCAUGGUAUUUCUAGAACAACAGCUUUGCAGUUAAUGUGUGGAGGCGGAAAAAAGCAUAAGGUACUGGGGGAUCAUGCUUAUCCUAGGGUUUCACAGAGAACAGGACAUAUUUCAUUCACCUGGGGAACUACAGAAUAGGUUGUGGUCCUGAUACCAAGCAUGUAGGUUUUUAUAAAAACCCAAUAGAAAUAGGACAACCUUUCUAUCUGGUCUAAAAGUUCUAAAGGAAGGUAGGCAUGCUUUUAGCUAGUUGGUUCAUCCUGGCUCUAACUCUGGAUAAUGCUUUAUGUUAAUGGAGGGAGCGAUUAUGUUCUUUUAUCCCUGGCCCCUUGCCUGACUGACUGUAAGCGAUUUGCCCAAAUCGGGAUGGUCAGAUGCUGUGUGGUUUAUGUGGAGAUCGUUGGUCUCCUUUAAACUCUACGCCAAGCAUAGGAAAUCUUGAUUUCUGUGUCUGUUUUGUAUCCGCCACUGAGACAUUUUUUAAGUUUUUAUUUAUUAUUAAAACAACUUUACCAAAAAAACUCCCUAAGCACAACUAUUUACAUUUCUUUAUAGCCUCUUCUGAUCUCUAACAUAUAUAUAUGUUAGAUAUGUAUAUAUCUAACGUGUGUAUAUAUAUAUAUAUAUGCAGUUUUAACUUAUCAUAGUAACUAAUCUUUUGACUUAGGAUUUUUAUCUGAGAGCACAAUGCUUUAAGAGUCUCUUGAAAAUUAUCUUCCAGAUCUUUUUACAGAAUGAAUUUAUGCACUGUAAUAUUCUCAAGGAAUAUGUGUAAACACAAAAUGUAUGCCUGAGGUUGGUUUUUGCAGGAAACAGUACUUUGCUUCUAAAGUGCUUUUAUGUAUAGUCUUUCAUAGAAAAUCCUCAGUGUUUAACCGUUUGAGGAACAUAAAUCAUUAAAUGGAUCAUAUCUGUACUUUCUGUAAUGACUGAAAGCACAUAAAUGUAAUUGACUUUAAACUUUGUAAAAACCUGUGUGUGGAGGCUAUCCUUGUUUCUCUAUCCAUCUCAAAUUGUGUGGGUGUGGGUGUGUGCAUGCGUUCAAGUGCACACACGUG